AGAGAGAGAGAGAGAGGGAUUUGGCAACAGAGGGAGAGAUAGAGACUGGAAUCGCCAGCUCGUGUACCAGUCGAGAGAGCCAGUGGUGAUAGUAACACAAGCAGGUGUUUAGAGAGAGAGGGAGGGUAUGGUCUUAUUCGUGGUCCUUUGACAAACACAAGAGGACGCCAUGGAGGAGGGGCAAAGACACGCAGAGGGCUCAGACAUGGCAACGGAGGGCUCGAGGAGGAGGCCAAAUUCCGUAAAAAGGAAGGCUGCUGGUUCUGGUUCCUCAGGCCCUUCAAAACGUUCCGCAAAGGAUCACAAGGCUCCUCUUGCAGCUCUCCACAAUGGGCCGUGCACCAGGGCUCGUCAAUCUCCCAAUAAAAUGCCGGUUCCAUUGCCUAAGGCCUCCGAGUCUCUGCUAAUUCCGCCCAAAAAUGAGGUUGCGAUGGUUGGAAAGGAGGGUUUACUGGUGAUCGGAGAGGCAAAGGUAGAGGAGGAAGAGAUGCCAGAAUCUGAGUCACCGGUGGACAUGGAAUUUGAGGUCAUUAGAUCCAGGAAUUUGAAUGCUCAUGUAGUGCCUACUCCUUCUGGUUGGUUCUCAUGGACGAAGGUCCACCCACUGGAGGAGCGGGCCUUAGUUUCAUUCUUUAAUGGCAAGUCAGAGAAGAGAAACCCUGAUUUAUACAUGCACGUAAGAAACUCAAUCAUUAAGAAGUUUCACAAUGACCCACAAACCCAGUUGACCGUGGAAGACUUAUCUGAUCAAUCUAUUGGAGAUUUCGAUGCUGUGCAUGAAGUAAUGGCAUUUUUGGAUCAUUGGGGCUUAAUAAAUUUCCACCCUUUUCCACCAAAUGAGACUCUGCUCAAUUCAAAUGAGACUUCUAAAAUCGAUAAAAUGGCAUUUUCACUAGAGAAAUUGUAUCAGUUUGAAAAGGUUCAAUCUCGGUCUGUCCCCAAGGUAGUUACAAAAGGAGGGUUAUCUGCUCCAGCUGUUCCACCUCCCAAUAUGCUUACUGAUUCUUCCAUUCCUGAUGUUUCGGCGAGGCCGGAAGGACCUGCUGUCGAGUACCAUUGCAACUCGUGCUCUGCUGAUUGCUCUCGGAAACGUUACCAUUGCCAGAAGCAGGCAGAUUUUGAUUUAUGUUCUGAGUGCUAUAAUGAUGGAAAGUUUGGCUCUGGCAUGGCACCAGCAGAUUUUAUCCUAAUGGAACCUGCAACUGAGAUGCCGGGUGUCAGUGGAGGAAGUUGGACUAAUCAGGAGACCCUUCUGCUUCUUGAAGCCUUGGAACUUUAUGGAGAGAACUGGAAUGAGAUCGCUGAGCAUGUUGCCACAAAAACAAAGUCUCAGUGUAUUUUGCAUUUCAUCCAAAUGCCUGUUGAGGACCCUUUUCUUGAAGGAAAGGAACCUACUGAUAUGAGUAUCCAGGGGGCUCCCGACACCGGUUCUACAAGCAUAGAUGUAUCUCUUCCGGAGGCUGCCCCACCAGUCAAAGGCACAGAUUCUGAGGAGGCCCCUGAAUCUUUAUCAACUGAACCAACAAAGCCAAAAGAAGAAAUCGAUGUAGUUGAGCCAGCCAAAGAAAGUGUUGGAAACUUUGUGCUUGAUGCGCUGAAGAGGGCAUUUGAGGCUGUGAGAGCCCUUUCUAGACCAGGAGGGUCACUUUCUUUUGGAGAAGCAGGGAAUCCUGUUAUGGCGUUGGUGGCAUUCUUAGCUGCCAUGGUUGACCCUGAAGUUGCUACUGAUUCAACCCGCAGUUCUAUGAAGGCGAUUCUUGAAGACUCUCCUGGUAUUCAACUUGCUAUGAGGCAUAGCUUCCUUCUUGAAGAUUCCCCUGAGGAUGUGAAAGAUCCACCUGCCAGCCAGAGCACCACUCCUGAUACAGUUGAUGUGGAGGUCCAGAAAGAGGAAAACCAUUCAUCAACUGUGAAAGAGGGUGAAGCAAAGAAGAAUGACACAGUGAACUCUGUGUCUUUAAAGGACAACAAAGAUCCUCUUCCUAACAAUGAAUUAGGCCAGGCAGUCUCUCCAAGCUCAUUAAAGGAAAGAAAAGAGGACCCAGUACCACCAAAGGAAUCUGAGGACACGAUUACACCACCUAUGUCAAUGGAAAAAUCGGAUAAUGUGAUUCCUGCUAAGGAAUCAGGGGAAACAACCAUGCCGAGCUCAUCAAAAGAAAAUACAGAGAAGGAUCCUUCUAUAAAGGAGAACAUGGAGAAGGCUUCUCCUGUAGAGGAGAACACAGAGAAGGCUGCUCCACCUAUAAAAGAGAACACAGCAAAGGCUUCUCCUAUGCGGGAACCUAGUGAAACCGUUUCAUCAAGCUCAUUACCAGAUAACAUGGAGAAGCCUUCUACUUCGAAUGGAUUGGAUGAAGCAAAUCCACUGAAGACCUUAUCAGAGGCCACAGCAGGUCUAGAUAGGGCAAAGGCUGUGGAGAAGAUGGCUGAAUCAGUUCCUUCAGAAGCACAAGUGCCUCAGCAAAGAGUUGUUUCUGAUUCAGCACCAGAAGCAAAGGAAAAUACAGGUGAGGAGAAUGCAAGAGAAAGAAAUAAGACAGUUGAGAAUAACUGCAAACCUGAGAGUGAUGCUGCGAAAGAAACCAGUAACAUAGACAAUAGGAAGCCCAAUGCCUCAGUGGAAUCCAAAGAUGGUCACAAAGAGGAUAGGCUAAAACAUGCUGCUCUAAGUGCGCUCUCUGCGACUGCCGUCAAGGCAAAACUUCUUGCGAAGCAGGAGGAAGAAACAAUUCAGCAGCUCGUCUUAUCAGUCAUUGAGAAGCAGUUGCAAAAGUUGGAGGUUAAGAUGGGUCCCCUCUUUGAGAUGGAGAGAGCGAAUAUGAGGAUAAGGGAGCCAAUCGAUAAGGCACGACAGAGGCUUUACCAUGAGCGAGCCCAAAUAAUUGCAGCACGAUUUGGAUAUCCUCCUCCGACAUCUAGGGCAGCAGCAUUAUCAUCAAACCCAACUGGCAAGACUCCUCUACCGAAUUCUAACACAGUUUCUUCACAGCCACCAAUAGCUAAUCCCCCAAGGCCAACUAAGCCAUUAGUACCCGCUUCAUCUCUUCUAAGCUCAGCAACUGGACAUGCAAGGUCAAGUCAUGUGAUGAGCCAAGAUGGCCUUCCUUCUACAAGACCAAACUUACCAUCUGUUCCUAAGGUUUAGGAUUUCCUGUUUAUUUUGCUACCUGUUCUUCGAAUUUAUGGCAUCUUGCAUGGAGUCUCCUACUGAGAUUGGCUCUGGAAGAGGUUAUGGCUGAUUAAUUUGUGCUUGAAUUGGGGCACAAGUUGUAACCUGUUACGCUAUUUGGGAUUUCAAUACUGUAACUGGUAAAGAGGUCCACUGGUAUUUGUUGUGGCUCUUCUCACCCAACAAUGUUUUGAUAAAUAUAUGAAGUGUUAAUCUCAUUCUUUGGAUUUCAUUGAAUUUUUUCCUUUUUAUCUUGUGAUCUUUGAUCUCUCUGUUCUUUUCUUCAUGCUCGAGAAGGAGCUCUAAUUAUGAAGCAGGCCUUUAGACCCAACCCAACCAGGAAGAUUGAACUUCUCCAAAGGAUCAUCACAGACAGGUGAAGUUUCAUAAUUGCGAUUGUUUGUUUAUUACUGUUAAUUGCAUUAUAAUAGUUUCCAUUUAAUUAUCAUAGUAAUAAAUUUGGAAGAAAAUAAAUGAAGUGCUCUCUAUAGGGAGUGAGUUGUUGCUCUGCACCUCAGGAAGUUGUUUGUGUUGUGGAUGAUGCUAUGACCUCUGAGUGAGAUUGGGGAGUUUUGAGGUAUAUUUGUUAUUAUUGAUGUUCAAACUUAACUAGUUUGAAUUUAUUGAACACUGGUGUUGAGGUUAUCCUUUGAUAGUCGAUAUCGAAUGAAUCCAACUAUGUUUGUAAUCUACCUACAAUUAGGCAAGAGUCUAUUUUUAGAAUCUCCAA
Molecule: messenger RNA, 3902 nt
Organism: Amborella trichopoda
Lineage: Eukaryota; Viridiplantae; Streptophyta; Magnoliopsida; Amborellales; Amborellaceae
Gene: CHB3
Product: DNA-binding family protein
Molecular function (GO): protein binding; zinc ion binding
Source: RefSeq, a predicted model, not a curated record